AUGGGGCAGACAGUUUCUCAUCAAUAUGGAGGUAUUUACAGCCCGGACCCGCAAAUGACGUAUUGUCCAAAAUGCGACCAAUAUACCCUCACUAGAGUCAAUUAUGUUAUGGGUCCCGUGGCAUGGUAUGUGGUCAUCGUGCUCACUCUUACUAGGUAUGUUCCUAAAUUUAAACACAAAAAAUAUUUUUUAAGUCCGUUUGUCUGCUGCCUUUUUUUUCCAUGCAUUUUUUUGCCGUUCGUUACUAAUUGUUGGAGGGAUGCUGAACAUCGUUGUAGUGUAUGCAAUUUGUAUCUUGGCAAAUUUGUACGUCAACUGGAAAACCGUGGAUAUGGAGGACAAAGGACUGUUGUGGUUCAUCAACCUCCGAUUCCUCCUCGUCAGCCUCCUCAACCUCAAGUUCAACCUGUUAUACUUGCUUCUGCUCCUCCAAUGCAAACUUAUACUCCGCCAACAAGUCCGCCGCCGUAUCCGCCAACUAGCCCGCCGCCGUAUCCACGAUAA
This is a messenger RNA of Meloidogyne enterolobii, 504 nucleotides long. The record is from the annotation of a GenBank genome assembly. Lineage: Eukaryota; Metazoa; Nematoda; Chromadorea; Rhabditida; Meloidogynidae.